Schistosoma margrebowiei is the source of this 453-nucleotide messenger RNA. NCBI's taxonomy places the organism in Eukaryota, Metazoa, Platyhelminthes, Trematoda, Strigeidida, Schistosomatidae. The record is from the annotation of a GenBank genome assembly.
GAAUGAUAUCCCACACGUGCAAAUUGUAUAUUGCUGUAGUGAUUUUAUGCACAUUAAGCAUAAUGAAAAUUGAAUCAGCCACAUUUUUAGUACCAAUUCGGUUUUACGAGACAGGAGAAAUGUAUGUUAACGUAGACGGAGUGGAUAUUUCACUCGACCAUAAUGGUGUAGUGAAAAUGGUGAAAGGCGACUGUACUACAACAAUUUCGUUAGAACCACCAAGUGAAGUAGAAAUAGCAACUCGAAAUGGAUGGCGCAACUGUACUUACCAAUGUGGACCACUGCAACCAUCACAAUCCUGGGAGGCAGUUAGAGAAUACUGAAUAACUACAACACGAAUGUAGAAAUCAUUUAUUGUCUACAACGGAAAUGUUGACUCUUGAUUAUCUCAUUUUCGAAUGUGUUUGAUUUUUUUGUUACACUCAUUUGAAUAAAUUAUAAUUCUUAGCAUCA